UCCAAACGUCGAAGCGGCAGGUUGUGAAGCGGCUCGUUCGGAUCUAUACGAUUACUAAGCUUCUUCAGUUAAGAAAUCAUUAAAUAUUCACUUAAAGAUGGCUGGCGACAAGUAUUUGACCUUCAACAAUGGGCAAAAAAUGCCUUUAAUUGGCGUCGGAACAUGGCAGGCCUCCGAUGAGGAAAUCGAGACGGCCAUUGAUGCUGCCCUGGAGGCGGGCUAUCGCCAUAUCGACACGGCGCCAGUUUAUGGCAACGAACCGGCCAUUGGGCGGGUUCUCAAGCGCUGGCUGGAUGCUGGCAAGGUCAAGCGUGAGGAGCUGUUCAUUGUGACCAAGCUGCCUCCCAUUUCCAAUCGCCCGCACGAAGUGGAGCCGACCAUUAAGAAGUCGCUAGCCGAUCUGCAGCUGGACUAUGUGGACCUGUACCUUAUUCAUACUCCCUUCACCCUGAACAUCAACGAGGAUGGUAGCUUCAAGGUCGAUGCAGAGGGUCUGCUUGAGGUUGAUCCGACCACAAAUCAUGCUGCCACCUGGGUGGAAAUGGAAAAGCUGGUGGAGAAGGGCCUGGCCAAAUCUAUUGGAGUCUCGAACUUCAGCAAGGAUCAGGUGGCACGUCUGCUAAACAACUGCAAGAUCCGCCCAGCAAACAAUCAGAUCGAGCACCAUGUGUACCUGCAGCAGCGUGACCUGGUGGACUUCUGCAAGGCCGAGAACGUUUCCGUUACAGCAUACUCUCCCUUGGGCUCCAAGGGUAUUGCCGCCUUCAAUGCAGGUGCUGGAAUUGUACGCGAUUUGCCCGAUCUAAUGGACAUACCCGAAGUCAAGGAGAUUGCGGCUGCACAUGGCAAGUCCCCGGCUCAGGUUCUUUUGCGCUGGAUCAUCGACACAGGGCUCUGCGCCAUUCCCAAGAGCACGAAUCCAGCUCGCUUGAAGCAAAAUCUAGAUGUGUUUGACUUUAAGCUGAGCGACGAGGAGGUGGCCAAGCUGCUUGCCCUGGACAAGAACAUUCGCGUGUGUGACUUUGCCUUCUUCCAUGGCGUGGAGAGACAUCCUGAAUUCACGUUUAAGAACCAGUACACUAAAUAAAGAAAGUCUAAAGAAUGCUCUACACAUGCACAUGCACCACAUAUAUUAUAUAUUCAUAUAUUUCUCUUCUCACUGUUACCGGUUCUGCACAAAUAGUAGCACACACAAAUAUAUAUUCUAUUCUUAA
Messenger RNA from Drosophila persimilis, 1214 nucleotides. Its product is annotated as alcohol dehydrogenase [NADP(+)]. Bases 98 to 1087 code for a protein of 329 amino acids. Lineage: Eukaryota; Metazoa; Arthropoda; Insecta; Diptera; Drosophilidae. The transcript is spliced from 4 exons. Gene Ontology annotation, molecular function: aldose reductase (NADPH) activity. Gene Ontology annotation, cellular component: cytosol. The record is from RefSeq and is a predicted model, not a curated record.